AUGGUUUGCCAGCUGCGGGGCUGCUUGGAGCGUGUUUGUUUCGAUUCUGAUACCGGACGGGUGUACGACUUCUGCUGCAGUUGGCAUGCAAACAAGGCGAUGGACAGGGGAGAGUGGGUCCUCUCCCCUCACAAAGGGACGUCCUUGUGCAAGCUACCUGGCUGCAAGGAGCUGGUCUACCGGGACAGUACCAAGACGGUCAAGCGUGACUCUGUGCGCGCCGUGGAUGUACGAGACUCCAGACAGUACUGCAGCGCCUACUGCUUCUCCAAGGAACGUGUAGAGCUCAACAAGAAUGCUGGCUCGGUUUGCAAGCUCCGGUACUGCUCUGUGGGCACCUUACACCACCUGCAGACUGGGGAGGACCUGAGAUACUACUCAGAACGUCACCGCCUCCUCUCAAUACCACCUUCGAAGGCAAGGGCGUUUUGCGCACAUUGUGCGGCUACAGGCCAGCUCCGGAGCUCAGAGCCGUACGUACAUGGCGUGUAUUCCGUGGGAAGCCCCAGGUUCAACUUAUGCGCCCUGGAUGAGGCCCACCCCGAGUGCCCGUCGGUGCGCAACCAGUUCAGCACCAAGUGGGUCAAACCGUAGCCAGCGGAAGGCAUCUCGGUCGUGCGGAUCUUCGGGGUGGAGGUGCCAGCGGAGGUUCGCGACAAGCACGACAAGUACGCGCGCACGGUGCGAAACAUCCGGCGGCGUUUCCAUGGCACCUCCUGUAGUGAUGGGCGUAAUUUCAUCGUUGACCG
Ectocarpus sp. CCAP 1310/34 is the source of this 749-nucleotide messenger RNA. The record is from the annotation of a GenBank genome assembly. Lineage: Eukaryota; Phaeophyceae; Ectocarpales; Ectocarpaceae.